Messenger RNA from Penicillium riverlandense, 306 nucleotides. Its product is annotated as glycosylhydrolase 11-2. The coding region runs from base 1 to 306 and encodes 101 amino acids. Gene Ontology annotation, cellular component: extracellular region. The record is from RefSeq and is a predicted model, not a curated record. Lineage: Eukaryota; Fungi; Ascomycota; Eurotiomycetes; Eurotiales; Aspergillaceae. Gene Ontology annotation, biological process: carbohydrate metabolic process. The transcript has a single exon. Gene Ontology annotation, molecular function: cellulose binding.
AUGGACCUGGGAUCGCUCCGCUACCAAGUCAUUGCUGUGGAAGGCUGGGGCGGCAGUGGCUCUGCCUCGCAGUCCAUCAGCAACUCCGGCAGCACCAGUUCCGAUGGAAGCACUGGAAGUGGAAGUCGAGGUGGCACUGGGAGUGCUAACUGUUCAGCGCUAUAUGGCCAGUGUGGCGGCACAGGAUGGGCGGGUGCUGCGUGCUGCGUGCUGCUCGUCAGGCACCUGCAGGGUCUAAUCCCUACUUUUCGCAGUGUCGUUAGUGGUGGGUCAUCUUUACCGGCCGAUAAGAGCAGACGAGCUUAG